Molecule: messenger RNA, 2428 nt
Organism: Patiria miniata (bat star)
Lineage: Eukaryota; Metazoa; Echinodermata; Asteroidea; Valvatida; Asterinidae
Product: fibroblast growth factor receptor 3-like
Exons: 15
Coding region: 316-2256 (646 amino acids)
Biological process (GO): cell surface receptor protein tyrosine kinase signaling pathway; multicellular organism development; positive regulation of kinase activity
Cellular component (GO): signaling receptor complex
Molecular function (GO): ATP binding; transmembrane receptor protein tyrosine kinase activity
Source: RefSeq, a predicted model, not a curated record
CCUUCUUUUUUGGCCAUCGAUGGAUGGACAUAUUCCUUCACGCACACUGGUCCUAAUGAUCCCCAUCCUUGGUGGCUGUUGGACCUAGGUAGCAAGCACUGCUUGGGUAGAAUCAACGUCACUCUCCGAAAAGAUUACGGUGGUUUUCGUUUCAUCGGGGCGAUAGCCCGAGCUGGACUGAGCCCCAACUUCGCCGAGAACCUGCCGUGCGGCUCACCGGCUACCAGCGAACAGUCUCAGAAUGGAGCCGAGAUCACGGUCCUGUGCGAGCCACCGCGGCUGGCUAGGUAUGUCAGCUUGGACAUCAAUACUUCCAUGCCCGGUGUAAAUGCGACACAGGCAUAUCUGCAACUUGCCGAGGUGGAGGUGGAAGAGUACACGUCUGGAGAGUGUGCUGCUCCUGGUUAUUUGGGAUGUUUUGGGGACGCUGAAAAUCGUUCCCUAUCGGUCGGCCCAGCACUAGAUCACAAUGAACAGUCGGUAGAGUUGUGCUUCAGAAACUGUUUGGAACCUACCGAGUAUAAAUAUGCGGGAAUGGAAUACGGACACGAAUGUUGGUGUGGGAAUGAAGACUACGAUAAACACGGUCAAGCGCCGGACUCCGAUUGUCAAGAUUUGUGCACCGGAAACAGCGACCAGAUCUGUGGAGGCGAUUGGCUCUUAUCCGUGUACAGAGUAUCACAAGGAGUUUGUAGUAACGACAUAGGACCCCCCAGCAACGGAGACCACACCAUCACCAACCCGCGUUCACUGUCUUACAAUCUCAUCAACUACAAGUUCUUCGGGACUCGUGUAGAUUUCUCCUGUGAUCCUGGAUAUACCCUCCAUGGAGCAUCCAGCAUUGAAUGCAUUGAGACUGGCUACAACAACGUCACGUGGAGUGACUCGGUACCAACAUGUGAAGAUAAUGUUUGUAUCAACCCAAACCCUUGCCAAAAUGGCGGCACGUGUAUCCCACAGUCCACCGGUGAUUUCUAUAACUGUUCCUGCUCCGCCGGUUUUAGUGGAGGGGAUUGCCAAAACGCUAUUGCAAACACCACGACGAUCAAUGUUGUUGUUGUCAUUGUCGUUGUCGUCGUCGUCUUGAUUGUCGUGCUGGUCAUUGUCGUGGUUUGCUUUGUCAAAAGGUCACGGCGCAAGCGCAGAGGCAGCCGGCUGUCUGCAGUCGAUAGAGGGUGUGGACAGGAGCUCAUCCAAAAGAAAUUGUCGAAUGUUUAUUUGAUUGACACUCUCCAAGCAUCGACAUCGAAAUUAAAUGGACCGGCCAAGGAGUUCCCGCGGGACAAACUACACAUCCUCGGCCAGUUAGGCAGCGGCUCGUUUGCUGUGGUCUACAAGGCCGAGGCAGAGGGAAUCAUCCGUAGGGGAACCAAUACGACGGUGGCUGUCAAGAUGUUGAAAGAAUGUGCUACACCCAACGAUCAGAGUGAUUUCAAGAAAGAGUUGCGACUGUAUUCCAUGUUGGACCGACAUCCCAAUGUCCUGUCUAUGCUCGGAUACUGCACUGAUAAAGACCCGAUGUACAUAAUCCUGGAGUACGUUCCCUAUAGAGACCUGCAGACCUACCUGCGACACAUUCGGACGGGCACCGAACCCUUCUACCUGAAGAAGGAAGAGUUCAAGGAGAAGAAGGACCUGACACCGACUGAGAUCCUGACUUUCGCAUCUCAGGUGGUCAGGGGGAUGGAGUAUCUAGCAUCGAAACAGUGCAUCCACAGGGACUUGGCGACCCGUAACAUCCUCCUUGGCGAGGGAUUGGUAUGCAAGGUGUCUGACUUUGGACUGGCUCGAGACGUGGCCGAGAAAAGCCAGUACGAAAUGCAAUCACAGGGCAGGGUACCAGUUCGUUGGAUGGCUCCUGAGUCACUGAUUAGUAAUAUGUACACGAGCAAGAGUGACGUAUGGUCUUUUGGUGUUCUUCUGUGGGAACUGGUUACGUUAGGAUCGCAUCCAUACCCCGGCAUGUCAUCGCAAAAGGUCAUCGAUGAAAUAAAGCAGGGCUACCGACUACCUAAACCAGAGCAUUGUAGCGACGACAUAUACCAGAUAAUGAUGGACUGCUGGCAGGAGAAACCUGAAGACAGGCCGAAUUUUGCUGGUCUUCACACCACCAUAGACGACAUCCUUGCAGAUGCAGCGGGUUAUCUCGAGAUGGGAAAUCUUAAUCCAGAAGAUUACGUGUACCUGAAACCUGGCCAAGGUUCGAACAGCAUCACUUGCUCACUCACUCGUUCGGCAACAGGCAGCAUCGAGUGAGUGAUCGCGUACAAUCACUACAAGCGUCACAGCUGUGCAAAAGACUGCAGGUUCAGUGUUUAUUGCACUAAAGCAAGUUCGAGCGAGAAUCGUCGUUAACCAUAGUUCAACCGUCUUUCUCAGAUGUACCUUAGGCCUGGAAUAGUUGAAAUUCUACAGCCGACUAUUGGCA